This is a messenger RNA of Nerophis ophidion (straightnose pipefish), 659 nucleotides long. It is a transcript of the gene rpp14, whose product is annotated as ribonuclease P/MRP 14 subunit. The transcript has 6 exons. The coding region runs from base 183 to 569 and encodes 128 amino acids. Gene Ontology annotation, biological process: tRNA 5'-leader removal. The record is from RefSeq and is a predicted model, not a curated record. Gene Ontology annotation, cellular component: ribonuclease P complex. NCBI's taxonomy places the organism in Eukaryota, Metazoa, Chordata, Actinopteri, Syngnathiformes, Syngnathidae.
GGAGGCAGUAUUUCCCAAUAAUGAUCGUUUACCCCACCGAGGAAGACGAUCGCGCAUGCGUAAAUCGAAGACACCCCGCGCAUGUCCGCACUAAAAGUAUCACUUGCAGUUUUUUUGGGGACCCUUGACUGAACGGCCUCCUCACCACCUAUGGCAGGCGCAGUCACCCAGGCUUCAAUAGGAUGAAUCCCAACAAGGACGACCAGCCGUCUACUUACAAACGUGUGGUGCUGAAGAACGCCUGUCCAUACCACUACAUGAAAGUUUGCCUUGAGCUGGAAGACAGUUCGACCAGACUGAGCGCCGUUGACCUGAAGCACUUCAUCAUCACCGGCUUGAAGAUUCUCUUUGGAGAGGUAGGAGCGGCUUUACAUUUUGACCUCUUGAAGUACGAUGAAGACACUCUAACUGCUCUUCUGCGAGUGUGCAGCAGAGGUUUGGUGAAGCUGUGGAGCUCCUUGACUCUGUUGGGCUCCUACAAGCAGCAGAAGUGUGCCUUCAGAGUUCUGCAGGUGUCUCCCUUCCUGCUGGCGCUGACAGCAAACAGCCGAGAGCUGCAUCUGGACUGAGGCCAGAGACGCAUGUUCUCCUUUAGGAUGAGGUCCACGUGGUGUCGAGUCAGAACUUGGCUGGCCGCGCCUCCUCACCGCCAGCUCCAC